Messenger RNA from Lactuca sativa (garden lettuce), 2860 nucleotides. The record is from RefSeq and is a predicted model, not a curated record. NCBI's taxonomy places the organism in Eukaryota, Viridiplantae, Streptophyta, Magnoliopsida, Asterales, Asteraceae.
CAAUAAUGCACAUAUUUCUUUUUUGAGAUAUUUUAUUGCAAAAUUCAUCAACUUUUGUUCUUCCAUCUUUUCCCACAAAUUUUGGUCGAUUUCUCGAUCGUUGUUGUGCGCAAGGCCAAGAUACAGAAUUUUCCACUGAAGAUUUCACGUCAUGGUCUUAGAUCGGGACAUGUUUGACACCCAAGACGAUUAUCAUGUGUGUCUGGUUUCACGAUGAAUGAAUAUUGCAGUAUUUAGAAUUUUAUAUGCAAUCAGUUCAUCAGCACACGCAUCUGCUGAUCAUCUGCUUGUUCAUCCAUCUUACAAAAAUGUCCAUGUAAAUUCUUUUUCCCAUAUCUUUAUAUACAUGUUACAUCAGUUAUAUCAUUUGUUUAUUAUAUCGAUAAUUUCGUAAUUUGUUAGCAAUUCUAGGGUUUCUAGGUUGCCAUUGAGUGUAGGAAUCGACAAUUGUACUUAAUGCUACGAUUUUGUCUUUUUCGCAAGUCUCCACAUUGGAUUCUUUGUUCGAACUUGUAUAAAAGUUCAGUUGGUCUGAGGGCAACUUCUGUGUAUAUACGAUCAGAUUGAACUGUUUGUACCGAAGAGUGAACCUAAUUUCGUAUGUUCAAAUUUGAAAUGACAUUAUUGAUAACAAGUAAUAUAAUUGUUAAAUGUACCAUUUAUGCUUUCGUUUCUUAAUUUCCUGUCUAAUUUACUAAUUGUUGCAGUAUCAAUGACACAGAUUACAGAAAUCUAGACUCUGUUCCAGGAUUCAAAGGGUUUUGAUGGAUGGUGUACAAACUAAAUUAUAGUUUGUGUGCUUCUUCAUGUCUUCUUGCACACUGUGAUCAAUUCAUUUAUCUCAUGAAAUCCUGGAACUCUGGUUUCAUUGUAGUAUAUCAUGGGUGUAAGUUACUUACCAGUUUCAGCAAUCUUCACAGUGUUGAGCAUUACAACCCUCCAUUAUUGGACAGAACCUUCACUUACAGAACUCAAAUCAGAUGGUUUAAACAGAAACAUUCUUCUUCACCCUGAAGAUGUCACCCAUGCACUGGAGCUGCUUCUUUUAAGUUCUAAUUCCACAAUUGCACUUGUAGCCAAUUUUGUCAUCAACAUAUAUCUACUCAUCAUCCUAUCUCUUAAGACAAUAUUUUUUGGGGAGCUUCAUGCAUUUGAAUCUCGGAAGCUGUUGGAGCAAUUGGUUAAUUAUGUUAUGUACAAGGGAAUGUUCCUUCCAUUGGUAGUCCCUCCAACAGUUAUUCAAGUUGGAUCAUGGUCAACAUGGUUGAUUGUAGUGAGCUCUUUGAAGAUGUUUCAAGCUUUAGCAAGGGACCGCCUUCAAUCCUUGAAUUCAUCUCCUUCUGCAACUCCCCGAUCUUACUUCCGCGUUUAUUGUGUUUUAUUACUGGUUAUCUCAGUUGAUGUGGUCUGGAUAAGAAUAUGUAUGCUUAUCUACGAUACAACACCAUCAUCUCUAGAUAUGUUAUUAUUCUUUGAGCCUCUCAGUAUUGCUUCUGAGACACUACAGGCUAUUUUAGCCCAUGGAUUUCAACUCCUUGAUAUAUGGAAAUAUCACUCAACAGGCACCUCCACAAAUUCCAAAAUGUCAAAACUUAUUGAUAUAUCAUCAGCAGGUGCAAUGUGGGAAUGGAAGAGUGUUUUAUCACGUAAUUUAGGGUUUUUAUUGGAAAUGAUGAGUUUGCUAAUGGCUCUUGCUCAUUAUGUGCAUAUUUUAUGGCUUCAUGGUGUAAAUGUUCAUAUUCUUGAUGCAGUCAUUUUUCUAAAUAUACGUGCUUUAUUAAGUGCAAUUGUAAAACGUACAAAAGGAUUUAUUAAGUUACAAUUAGCUUUAGCCACCCUUAAUGGAGCUCUACCUGAUGCAACAUCUGAAGAGAUUAAGUCUUAUGAUGAUGAAUGUGCCAUUUGUCGUGAACCAAUGACGAAGGCUAAAAAGCUCACAUGCAACCAUCUUUUUCAUCUUUCAUGCCUCAGAUCAUGGUUGGACCAAGGUCAAAGAGAGUAUUACUCAUGUCCCACAUGUCGAAAACCUCUUUUUGGAAAUGUUACACCGAAUACUGAAGAUAUUUCAAAUGAUGAGCAAAUUGCACGUGAAUUAAGCUCUGCACUUGAAUGGCAAAAUCCACAUGGACAUACUCAUACCACUCUACCUUCAUGGAACUUCUGGCCUAUUAAUGCUUUUCAUGCCACGUCAUCAUCAUCUUCUUCUUCUUCAAAUGCUCCUGUUCAUAAUCAUGCUCCUACAGUGGUUCCUGAUGAUUCUCUCAAUAGGGUUGGAUUACAUCUUACAUAUCAGGAUUUAAGACGUAUGGUUGAAAUGGCUGAAAUUGUUCGUGAAGUGCUUCCUCAUGUCCCUCGUAAUAUAAUCAUGCAGGAUUUAGAGCGAACAAUGUCAACUUCUGUUACUGUGAAUAAUCUUCUUCAAAUAUAAUACUAUAUAAUAUAUCCUUUCACAAUAAUUGUCACCAAAUUCCCAAGUGGUAAAUAAAGUCAUGGGAAUACGAAGGUAUACAAAUGAUCAACACACAAAUCCAUGUAAGAUCUAUCCUUCCUGUAUUAUGUGCGAUUGUUUUACUUAUGCAAAAGGUUCAAAAUAUGUAUAGAUAACAAGUGAAUAGAUUUGAAAAUUUUGGUGCUUUCAGUUUCAGGGGCAAUUUGCAAGUCGUUUCGCUUCUAUCAUGCUUGUAAAUUUAGGCCCUAUAAUAAGAGAGACUGAUAUACACAUUUGCUCAUGCGUUCUUGUAAAUUAGGUUGUAACUUGUAAUUGUUCGAAUUUAAACGGGUCAUAAGUUGACCAAAUUGUGUUUUUAAUGCGUACGCCCUUUGUGUUUUAUUAAAAAAAUAUAAGUUAUCAUUGUAAUAA